Echinostoma caproni is the source of this 594-nucleotide messenger RNA. The record is from the annotation of a GenBank genome assembly. Lineage: Eukaryota; Metazoa; Platyhelminthes; Trematoda; Plagiorchiida; Echinostomatidae.
AUGCUGACCUUGAAGGAUCAUUUCUCUGCUGUCGAUGGGAAUCUAGCGGAUCAGACCAGUCGGGAUAGCACUGUCAAUUGUCAUUCUCCGCCCGGAUCGAUGAAUGAAAGUUGGUCGUCCAGUUUGAUGACAACUGAAUCUAUUGCCAGUGAUGAACAACUGACCGAACGAGCUAAACAUCUCAAACUGUACAGUUUUCCACAUUUGCUUCAGACCACCAAAUCAUCGAUUGAGAAAGAGGCAGACAAACUGGCUAGUCGAAUCAGGCAGUUGAGUGGUCGACGCAAUUUCGCCAGAUUAGAACGUGAACGUGUUCGUGUCAAGCGGGAAAUUCUCGAGGACUCAUUAACAAGUAGAAGAAUCAAGGACCUUGUAGAGAAACGGGUACGAGAGCAGAAAGACACUCAAUCAGCCGAUCACAUUGGCAUAUCGGUUGAGAAAUCUGACGCUCCUGUGACCGAAUCGACUUCCACCGCAAUAACUCCGAAAAGUUCAGUUAUGGUUGAGGACGCUGGUGGAUGUGGUGAGUAUCAAGAGGAAUUAAGCAUGAGUAAUUCCUCGACUGAUGAUGAAGAUAGCGAAUCAUCCGAGUAA